AUGCUUCUAGUCGUUUUCAUGUACGAGCGCGCCUUUGAGCUCAGCGAGCUUCAGGGUACCCUGAAGCCCCGCAUCACGGCCAGCUGCCUCAUCUUGUUCGCUGCCGACCACGGUGUCACCCGCGACACACCGGGCGUCUCAGCCUACCCGCGCCAGGUCACGCCCGCCAUGUUCGGCGCCAUCGUACGCGGCCAGGCCGCAAGUAGCGCCCUCUGUGCCGCCAACGGCGUCGAUCUAGAGAUCGUCGACGUCGGGGUGGACGCAGAUCUGGACGGCAGCUGCUCGGCAGCCGCCCCUCCUUCCAGCAACGCCCCGGUCAUCGUCGGGUCCGACGCGGCUUGCAGCGGCAAAACGUCUGAUGGUGCAGCGGCACAUGCAGCCGGCGAGGCUGUGUUCCCAUCAGUGCACGCAUUCCAUGCAAAGGUGGCGCGCGGCAGCGCCAGCUUCCUCGAAGGGCCGGCGAUGAGCGAACAGGAGUGCGCGGCGGCGCUGGCGGCCGGCGCGGCGGCGGUGGCGCGCGUGUGCGAGCGUGCCGCCGUGGCGUCCUCAGAAGCCGGGCAGGGAUCUGCGCGGGCGGCGCAGCAGCAGCAGCAGCAGCAGCAGCAGCAGCAGCAGCAGCAGCAGGAGGGAGCGGGGAGCUUUGCCGGCCUGGCGCUGGCGAUUGGCGAGCUGGGCAUCGGCAACACCACCGCCGCCAGUGCGCUCGUCGCCGCGCUGACCGGGGCCGCGCCCGCCGCCGUUGUCGGCCGCGGCACCGGCGUCUGCGACUCGGGCCUGGACACAAAGCAGCGCGCGGUGGAGCGCGCCCUCGCCGCCAACUCGUCUCUCAUCCGGGACCACGGCGCUCUGGGCGCGCUGCGCGCGGUGGGCGGCCUGGAGCUCGCGGCCAUGGCCGGCGCCUUCCUGGAGGCUUCCCGCCGCCGGCUGCCCGCGGUGGUGGACGGGUUCGUCUCGGGCGCCGCGGCGCUUGCGGCGGUGCGGCACGACCCGACAGUGAAGGAGUGCUUGUUUGCGUCUCAUAGGAGCGCCGAGGCGGCGGCGGGGGCUGUGCUGGAGGAGCUAGGGCUCAGGGCGCCCCUGCAAAUGGACAUGAGGCUGGGCGAGGUGGGCCAUGAAACUUGA
This is a messenger RNA of Monoraphidium neglectum, 1122 nucleotides long. Its product is annotated as nicotinate-nucleotide--dimethylbenzimidazolephosphoribosyltransferase. Bases 1 to 1122 code for a protein of 373 amino acids. Lineage: Eukaryota; Viridiplantae; Chlorophyta; Chlorophyceae; Sphaeropleales; Selenastraceae. The transcript is spliced from 3 exons. The record is from RefSeq and is a predicted model, not a curated record. Gene Ontology annotation, molecular function: nicotinate-nucleotide-dimethylbenzimidazole phosphoribosyltransferase activity.